AUGGAGACGUGGACACAAACUUCGUUACAGGACGUUUGUUGAUGGAGACUUCUUGACUUUUAAGUAAAAAGCUUUAAAGUUAUGUUAAUUCAGCCAGAGCGUGACCCACAGUAAUGUUAACAUCCUCCCGUGUCCCACAUCAUGAUUAGCGCCGCAUGGAUUGAUAGCGUCGUUAGCCCCCACUUAGUGCCAACCAAAGGGUGGACAGUGGAGUAUCAAUUAAACCGCCUAUCACAGCCUGAGUGUUAAUUAAUGAACUAUCUCGUGCCGGCAUUUCCCCAAUCAGUAUCCGUGUAAAACUCGCUGUUCGGUGGGUUUGCGGUGCUGCUAACACAGCUAGCAGAGCCUCAAGCAGAUAUAACAUAUAUGAUGCUACAGAUGAACAUGCUAACGGCAGACGGUAACACAUAAUCGUCGGUUUAUAUGUAAAACGGUAACCGUCAGAUGUGUUUGUUCCGCUCCGCCGUUUCACCGCCUAACAGCUCGGGGCGUAAUUAGGCGUGUUUUAAUAAUUAAAACUUUAAGAGAAAACAGUCACCUUAGUUAAGCUUCCUCUCCUCCAGUGGGGCAUGAGGCUUCACAUCUGAAGCGUCUCUGGUUUGUGGGACUAACUUUGGUAAAUCCACAGGCGGUAAACAUCUGCGGUUAGCCCCUCCUCAUCCUCAUCUUCGUCAGUCCUACGGGAGGGCCCCGGUACCGCCUACCGACAAACCGAGGGGAACACGGCGUCACCCGCAGAAAAAAAUGACUAUUUAUACCGAGAAGGCUACGUCACCUUUUUUAACGAAGGCAGUGAUAAAAAUGCUGAUUCCAUUUGUCACGGCGCGGUAAAAAUCAGGCAAGCGGCAGUAGUUUAACGCGUGGAUGGACGUUUGAACAGUGAUGAUGUCACACAGGUGGGCUGCUAUUCGUGGCAACGGUUGAUAUGCAAUAACAGACCUGUGUCUGUUUAUAUUUUGUGCGUCACAACUUGUUUAUUUUACUUUGAUUGGAUAAAAUUUAUUCCAGUCUUGUUAUUUAUUUCUUGUAAAAGCUGCUGCUUUAUUGAUACCCAAACUUCCCACUCAUAUUGUUUUAUCAUAUCUAGUGGCCUUAUAUGGGCUACUUCUCCUUGACAUUGAGUUCAUAUGCUUUAUGUUUUAUACUUUCAUCUUAACCCUAGAACACUGUCACUAAAAUUAGUAAUAACAUCACUAUCGCCAGGUGAUUUUUACCUGAAAUAAUAUACGAAGAAAAGUACUAGUCAUCAAAACACAUUAAAAUAGAGUAAUACAUGACAAAUUUAAGUAGUUUUCUUUUAUUUUGAACUGUGCAAUGUCUAAAGGGACAAAAAAAGUGCCAUGAGGCUACCAUACAAAAAUGCAGCAAAAAAAAAAAAAAAAAGAAAAGAAAAAGAAAUUAGGCAUUCAUGAACAAAAAAUUCAAAUGUAAACUUAGUUUCUUUUCUACCCAUUCCUGGGGCAUGUGAGUCUUCCCUGGUGAAGACUUAGGGUUCUUGGCGCAAUUACAGCUGCAGGAGAGAGAAGCAAAAUAUGGCAUAUUAUGGGAUAUUUUGAGUGAGUAAAAAUGACCAGCUGACAAAAAUAUUUCUCAUUACCAUAUGAAUUCCCUUAAAAAUCACUACUUUGUGAUAGUUAUUUAUAACCACUGUGCUAAAUAAAGAUAGCAUGCAAAUUCCAGGAUCACUCUUACUGACCUUAUUCGCCUACAUGCAGCUAUCAAAUCCACCCAAACCUACUUACCCUCUAUCACUAUUGCUAGGUGAAAAUCACCCAAACACGUGCCUGUAGGAAAAACAGGUUUUCAAUCAGGGAAACAAAUAUGCCUUCAAAGAUGUUCGAGGCAAUGUUGAAGCUAGCCAGGGACCCAUGAUACUUAGACGAACGCAACAUAAUGAAAAUCCCGUAAACAUGUUUGGUCGGGUGUUCUAAGGUUAAAUAUCUAUUUUGGUAUUUGGUCAGACUACAUUCUAUUAACCAUCUCUGCAGUCACUGUCCCUAAUACAGAGCUACUUCAGUGUUUAUUGUAGGCCCCACAAAGACAGCAUAGCCACUGUAAACAACAGUUAAAGCUAGCUUUGGUUAAUCAGUGACCAUCCACAACAUCGCACUCUCUAUAUUUGUGUUUGGUCUCAAACAACAGCAGCAACAGUUCUGCUUUACCAUGGCUCUACAAACACAUGCUCUCUGAUAAGAAACAUUGUGGUGAGUGGGUUUGAACUGUGGUGGUGCUUAAAAGUAUGCCAAUGAGUGGAGUCAGAAGUGGGUGAAAACAGUUAAGACAGCUUUCACGGCUGCAUCAAACUGUAUGAAAGAGGACGUAAUUAAUAUGAAGGGUUCAUUGUGGAAAACAAUCUCAUAUCCUAUGUGUUUGUGAAGAAAAAAACUGUUCAUUGUCAUCACAUUCUGUUUAACUUGAGAUCUGCUGCCAUCUACUGUUUAUUCUUUGACCUACUCCAUCCAUGUACUUUUAUGGUUAUGGUUUGAUCAUCAGUGCUUCUUGCAGUAAAGAGGUAGUACCCAGUAGCCUACCUGGUAUGAUAUGGAAAGCUGAUUUUGAGUAUGGAUUAACCUAUAUUUGGUACUCCAUGCUAAGGUUGCCAUCAAAGAAGAUAUGGGUUUGCAGCUGCUUGUAAACCUACUGCAUCCUGAGUCCCUAUAAAUCACAUCAACAUACAAGGCUUAUUUUGGAAAUAAAUUCCUCAAUCCUAAAUUUGGUGACAAUGUCAAGAGAAAAGAGUGUCUUAGAAAUUCUUAAAACAAUCCCAGAGUCAUUCUCCAUUUCAGCACCAUGGACAGAGAGAGCUAAUCAGCACAGGAACAAAGAGGGAAACACCCACGCUGAUGAGGGCCUGAACUCUCCCUUAUGAGGGGACAGUGGAUUCGUCAGGCCUUUGGUUAAGAGGCGCGUCAAGAGAGUAAAGUAGCCAAUAUGCUGAAGGAGGAACAUCAACGCUCAUUACUGGCCUAGUGUCAAGUCAGUUAUAUUGAAUGCUAGGACUUCCUGUCUUUCAUUUCAAUAUUAAUGUAGUGCAUUUUAAACCAAUGUAGGGGAGAUGAUGCACUUGGUUGAAUCAAUGGCUUUUUUCACUUGUUGGUAGGGCUGGGCGAUAUGGGAAAAGGUUUAUCAUGACAUAUCUUUUUCAUAUCAGUCAAUAUCGACAUGUAUCAUGAUAUAAAAAAAUCACUUGUCAAUCUUAAAUGUUCCCUGUUACUCUUACAUGAAAUUUAACAUGUUCUCGACUCUGCUCUAACCUCAAGAAACCAAAAUAUCUCCACACCACCAAUGUUUUCGCACCAGUGUUGUUGCAGCCAGCUACUACGCAGUUGUUUUUCAUUGGCUAUCCAUGUAGUCGACCAAAACAUGGCAGAAUGCCGGCUAUCAAAAAGGAUACUGACCACAUCGAUAUUGAGGGAAAUUGAUUAUCGAUAUUUAUCAUUAUUGUUUUAUCACCCAGUCCUACUUGUUGGGGAAACAAAGAAAAACUUACUCGACAGAAUACAACUCCUAUGUAUAUAAAAGGCAUAACUGUAAGUUAAGCCAAUGUUUUCUCUGGAAAAGUAGGCUACCAUGAAUAUUAACUAUACAAUAAAAACAACCUUAAAACAGAAACUCAUACACCUUGUGAGCAUGGUUAAUUUUAAAGGCUAUAAAAUGAGUUUUAAAAAUGUAUAAAAGAAAUUUGAGUUGAUUAAAAAGAUAAAGAUAAUGUUCUCAUUAGAUUAGCUACAUGUUUUAUUCGUUUAGGUCGGUCAGGGAACAAAAAGCUGUAGUAGUUUUCCUUUAGUUUUACUUUGGUAAGAGUUUUAUCUUCCUUUUGUGGAAAAUGACAAAACCCUGAAUCAUCUAUAAGAAUAAUUGGUCAUAUAUAAAUGAUUUGUUGGCAAUAUCUCUAUAUCCCACAGCCCAACGCACAUUUAACUUACUAAUAGUCCACAACAGAAGAAUUUCUUGCAUUUAGACACUCAAAGUUAUUAAAAGCUUACAGACCCUUGAGUUUCACGGUUUCUCUUCUGUGGUAAUGAUCAUUGCUGCAGCUGCAUUUGUCAACAAUCAAUCAAUCAAAUCUUACUUAUAUAGCGCCAAUUCACAACAGUCGUCAUCCCAAGACGCUUUCCAAAGAAAAAGAGCAGGUCUAGACCACGCUCAAUGUUUGAUGAAUUAUCAAGACCCAACCUAAGAUGGGAUUUGGCCCAUCUCAUCUAAAACGAGUGACAGUGGCAAGGAAGAACUUCCUUUCAACAGGCAGAAACCUUGGGUAAGACCAGACUCAUGCUAGACAGCCUUCAGGCCGCUGCUGGGCUGGGAAGGAAUACAGAGAGAUAAACCCACAUCACCUCACCAGUUGAAUCAGCUAUAAGAUUCAUUGGUCGUAUAUAGAUGAUGUGUUUGCAAUAUCUCAAUAUCGUAUGAAUCUGAGGAUAUAUGUGACUUUUAUUCUGAAAGUGUUUGUCAGUGCGCUUCCGGUUCUCAUCUAGUUAAGUGCCGCUGACUCGACCGAGCUCAUAACAGACCACCAGGCGCACCGGCAGCCCCCGUCUCUGCUGACUCAGUGCCUUACCAGCAGUCCCUUCACCCCGAGAAACAGCACCCAGCUACCGACGCACUCUCCUCCGGACAACCCACCCCGACACCACCGUGCAGACAUGGCCAAGACCGCUAUCGGUGAGUUUUUCACUUUGUAUAUACAUAUAUUUUCGUCAAUCCAGCCAUGGUUUCUCUGCUUUUGAGGAUGCUGAGAGGCUGAGGCGACACCCAUGGCACAAAAGGAUGCUGAGGGUGGUGAGAGGGAGCGGCCAAACUCCUCUGCAAGUCACUUUAGUGAGAUUAAGUUGCGUGAGUUGAUGCAACAUUUCGAGAUUUUCCGUGUGUUUUUGCACGAGGUGAAAGCGCAUUUGUGUAUUUUUUGACUGAUCUUGGAGCCUCAUUAGUACCGAUCAAAAAGACCCCGAUUGGGAUUCAAUUUGGCUUUUCAGUGAUGGAUGAUUUGAGGCAUUUUAGAGCAAGAUGAUCAUUCAGUUGGUUGUGAAAAAGGUGGAAAUGUUUGGGUUUUGUUACUAUUUGCCAAAACGCAGCAGUACGUUUGUUUGGACGAUGUCUGCAUGCCGCACCUGCCCCCUUAUUGCCUGACUCAGAGCCGUGCAGCAUAAUGCAGCGCCAGCGACCCCACCCAACAUCUCCGGUCCCUUCAAAGCGAGCCAGCUACUCUCUCUCUCUCCUUCUCUCUCUCUUUCUCUCUGCUCCUCUGUUUCUCUCUUUCUUUCUGUAGGGUGUGAAAAAUUUCACCAUGACAAAUCUCCUUAUGAAAACUGGGCCAUCCUGUGUGUUGCUGUGGUUUUAAAGCCUGCUCUUCCAAAUUUUGUGCUGUGACCGCUGAAGGCAUGAAUGGGAGUGAGACUAGGGAAAAGAAAAAUGCAUCAUUUUGCAGACAUGGGGAGGAUUUACAACUGGCUGUGAAAAUGGAAGAUCAGACUCCAAUUCUAUUAGAAAGGUUACAGGCUGUAUAUGUGGGUCAGUAUGAUGCCAGAACUGCAAAAUCCGUCUGCGCUGGUUGAAAUAUGGAGAGAAACCAUUUAAGAGGGGAUGUUAUGGCAGGUUGCAUGCCUUCAUACAUUCAUAAUAUCACAUAUUUGAGUGGAUUUGAUUAUUUGAGCAUUAUUUUGGGCAUCUGGGCCAACUUGACCUGCAGGCUUAAUCAAUAUACUUUUAUGUAACAUCAAAGAAAGGGUGUAGGCUUCGAGGUGUGUGCACACAUGCCGAUAAGUCUUGUGAGGGUGUGUGCGAGUCCAGUCGGGGAGAUAAUAUUUGUUUUCUGCUCAACUACACAUUUGAUGGAUGGAGAGCCGUGCAGACAGACAGCAGUAAGGUGUCUAGCGUCUGCACUGAGGGACACAUAGCUACUAAACCCUGACUGUUAUAUUUAUUCCCCUCUUCCUCCUCCUCCCUUUCCUCCUCCUCUUCUCCUCCUUGAUGUGAGCUGUGGACAGGGAGAACGGCACAGGCAGGGAGCAGACACUCAGGAGGGAGUGAGCAGUCGGCCUGUCAGCACACUGCAGGUUCAUUGAGUUCAUGUCGGCUUUUAAUAUUUUAGAGUCCCACGUGGAGUUUAAUUCUAAAGUUUUAUGGAUCAAUAAAUAUUUACUGCUGUAUGUUGGUAUAAUAAUCCUUGCAUAUAUUCACUUGGAGUACUCCUGUGUGUGCUGGGCCUUUAAGCCCUCUUCCUGAUCCUUAUCAUGCACCCGUGUCACAUCCAACAAGGUGUGGUCACUCAGCCUGCUCCCUAAAAUCAAUUCCUUUGUGUACAGAAACACAAGCCCUCUCAGGAAAUUAGCAUACAACCCAUCUGCAAGAAUGACAAAUGGAUGCAUAUUUUUCAACUUAUCAUACGCAUCACUACUUUGGUAACAGUCUGCAUCAUGUGCGUAACGCUCACAGCCCUCCUGGCCUCAUUAUUCAUCCUGAUUUAUCACCCACUCCCAUCGAUCAAUGCAGCACACUCCCAUUCCUGGUUCAGAUGACCGCUGCUCUUAAAGGAAGAGGUGACAUCAAUCCGCUGGUGAUGCUGCAGCAUCAGCUUGUGAUCUGCUCAUCACUUUUUUUUUAUAUAACUAAUGACAGCUCAUUCUGGUUUGGCUGUAGAUUCUGGGCCGUUUAAACACUUUCUCAAACAAAUUUGGCAGGGACCGAUUUUUUUUAUACCUCACUUUGCAGCGGAUGGAACAAAAUCGCUGCAAUGACAGUAACAUUUUCUUAAAAUAGCAAUUUCUAUUGUUAUUUUGAUAAAAAAAGAAAGUAUUUUAAGUCAUUUUCCAUCAAAAACAUCUUGCUGGAUGUGACUUUUGAUUGCUUUUAUAUCACGAUAACUAAAUAUCUAUCUAUUACAAUAAACAUAUCAUCUUAAGCCAUUUCAUUUCAUUUAUCCACCUGUAGAUGUACCUAAUGAUCAAAUUUGACCUUCUUUUACAACCCCAGACAUAGAUCUUCUUAGACAGACCCUGGGUACAGUUCAGGGUGUUGCCACCAGCCCAUCUCUUCUCCAUUAAAUGACUGAACCUGCCCUUGAUCAUCUGGGCGCUGUAAUGUUUCCUUUAAUAGCCAAUUCUGCUGUUGCCAGGUGGCCGUGCUGUUAAGUGCCAGUAUGCACCAAACACAGAUGCCAAGCCAAUACUGCUACUCUGUUAUGGCACCCAAAGGGGCAAGAAACACUACAAAACACUGGGCAGCUUGCUCAUAGCCUUGUAAACAGUAUUUCUCAUAUGUUACAAUGCCCCAGCUCUUUGGUUAAGGUCUUGCGGUUGAGUGCGGGCCUUUAAGAGAGAAGGAGAAAGUCGACAAGAAGGAAGACAUAAAGGAAGUAGAGUAGGAAACAGAGGUGUGGUGCAGUGUGCAGAUGCAGAAUUUAAGAUCCCAGGAGACGCAGAGAGAGUGGGAGAAAAAUAGAGAAAGAGAGCAGAAUAGAGGAAAUGGGUUUGAGAGGGGAGAGAGCAUCAGGGACGGAUGAAACCAGGAGUCAUGGAUGCAUGAGGUUCAGGAAGAGGGGGUGGGGAGGGGGGCCUUACAGGGGUUGUACAGUAGUUAUUGAUGACCUGUGCUUUCUGGCUGAUGGAUUGAAAGAGGAAGGAAGUGCAGUUUGCUGGCGUGUGUCUGUGGUCAAGACAAGAGGAGCAGAGCUGACUGGUUGAAACCAGCCUGCAAGGGUAAAGAGGGAGGAGUGGAAGCAUUAAAGCGGUGUUGUCGAUGUCUGAUCAUUUCGUCUCGUCUCAGUUUGAUGGAAGCACCUGAACCUCACAAAGAGUCUUUGAACUGACGCUAGUGUUGGGACACAUCCUGCUGUGGAAAUUCAAUCAGGCCCAUUUGUCUUUUUUAUGCAGCCGAUCCGCUGGGAAUGAGCUUAUUACUACAGCGGUUAGAGAAGGAGAGGAUUGGUCUUCUCAGGAGAAAUACAGCAGCAAUUUUAUAUUUUUGCACGGUUGAGAAUCUCAUAUAUUUUUGAUUAAGGAUAUAAAAGAAAAUCUCCAUGGCUCUAAGUUAGAGAGCGGUUUCAAUUUACAAGGAGUGCUUAUCUUCCAAGAUAGUGAGGACUAACUCCAGUAGAGCAGAUACAGUAAAAAUCGAGCUUAAUCUUUCAUAUAUAAUUGAACAAAGUAGAUCUAAACUUUGGAUUAAUCAUCAGAGUGUCUAGAUCUUUUCAAGAUAUUUUAAAUGAAAGUUUUUUUUCCCAGUUCUCUUUCCAAAAAGACAAAAGGAAACAAGAACACUUUGAUUGUUUCACACAAAAGCCCCGCCUAAAGCCCAACAACCACCGAACCAACAUCUCUGCUGAUCUGCUCCAUAAGCGCAUAAACCAAAUUAGCUGCUCCACAGGAUUGUUAACUGUUCACAUCUUCAGCUGUCAAGUGGGGCUGUGAGUGGGAGAAAAUGGCUGCUUGGGUCUUGACAUGUACACAGCGCUUAAUGAGUCUGUGACAACCCACCAAACACUCGGUCCCCCCCACUCAUCAGGGGAAAUGGUGCAGUCCGCUAAUUACAAAUUAAAGCAGUGUCCACCUGGGGCGGCUGCUUCCAUUAGGCAGAUCCUGGGGGCAGUUUAUGGUGGCUGUGGGCCCCACAGGGAGCUGCCUUCUUUGGCUGGAUCUUAAUCCUUUCUGUCUGUAAAUACCAGAAAGGUGGCUCCAUCUUUUUCUCCAAACUCACCAUUUUCCACCUUUUUUUUUUUUUUUUACCAAACCCAUCCUUAAUCUUCAUCCAGCCUCUCUCUUCUUCUUCCAGUUUUAUUCACACCCUCUCCCACUUCCUCCUCAGGGAAGGGGUUAACAAGGCCAUCAGAGAGUAGUGAGCGCUACAUCUGAGAGUUGAUCACAUUACCACGGCGUCUGCCAGUCUGCAGGGCAGACACAGAGAGAGAGAAAGAAAAGACGAGUGAAGGGAAAAUGAGUACGGGGGAGGAUUUGGAUUAAUCAUACUGUACUCUGAACCCCAGCUCAGAGAGAGAAGCUCCUCUACACUAAAUCUCAUUUCUGGCUUUGCCACUGUAGCCCGCUGCAAAUCAUGAAUCAACGUGGCACAUUUCAGCCCCACAGGCAUGUGAUCGAGGUGAUGGAUUGUGCUGUAAUAUGACAGCCGCCAUGCAAAUCUUCACUCAGAGGCAAUGCACCUUUUCAGUACAGAGCACUCAGGGCACAAGCAGAAUAAUUCACUACCUGCAGUGAGUUGCAGAUAUUUUUGCCGUUCUCCCUGCAGGGACUGCUGCUGAACUCUGGGCUCGUAUUACAAAGUAGCAGGUGCCAAAAACACAGGAAUAUUUAAAAAAACAAGGUUAGACAAGGUUGGUUGUUCUUUUCUUUGCUGUUUUUUUUUUUUCACUGUCUGCCUUUUGCAGGCUUUGUCCAAUGCAGGUUGUGAGUUAGUGUUGUUUAUUUUCUGGAUGAUGUAAAAGGAAAGUAACUUUACUGUGUUGUGCGUAAGCUAAACCUUGGCUGCUAGUUUCUUUCCACAAACUAGAAACAACAAAGAGAAGAAAUAAACCGGAGAUUAUCCAAAAAUCUGCCAUUAAUCCUGACGUCUUUGCUUUCUAAAAUUCUCUAAAAAGCAGAACAAAUCUUGUUUGUUUUCUGGUGUUAACCAGAGAACCACAGAGAGGAAAAGAUGGGCGUUGGCCUGGCAACGUUAAUAAAUAAUAGACCAAAAUGAAAUGCAUAGCUAAUGAUGUGUGGAGAAUCCUGCAGGGACAGCAGCAUCUCGGCUGUUGGGAAAAUUAGGCCAAGCAAGGAUGUAUCCAUCCUGCUCCCCUGUCUGUGAAAACAAAGGCUGCAGAGUGGCUCAGAAACACAAAGCGAAGCACUGCCUUUGAUGGAUUCAUUGCGGGGGAUCAGAUGAAGAAUUACUAAUAAAGGAGUGGGUUCAAGAUGUUGAAUCAUUUGUGUGUUAGUAGGUUAAUAACAUGUUUUCUGUAAGCACGUGUGAGUGCUCAGUUUAUGAAGCCUUGGUUUCUUUUCACAGCUUACAAAGAGAAGAUGAAGGAGAUCUCAGUUCUCUCCCUCAUCUGCUCCUGUCUCUACCCUGAGAGCCGUAAGAACAUCAUGGGGGACUUUGAAGGUAAUCACAUAUUUAAUUAUUUAUUUAUUUUCUACCUAAUCAAAUUAGCUUCAUGCAGCAAAGGCUUUUAUAUACGUCUGUCUUUCUUGUAAAUGUACAUGCAGACCUGGACAUCAAGCCCAUUAACAAGCGAGCCUCGGGCCAGGCCUUUGAGGUGAUCCUGAAGCCGACCUCACCCGUGUCCGAUGGCGGCCAUUGCGUCACCAGCCCCCCGAAGAGGGACCUCUCCCUGGAGGACAUCCAGAAGAAACUGGAGGCAGCUGAGGACCGGAGGAGAGUAAGGAUGCUUCCAAUCACUGUCAAAACACACAGCUGCCAUGAAUCACUUUGCUUAAAUUAAAGGCAGGAGCCAAAGGUAGCUUAAUGUGUACUCCCUUCUACACAACAUCAGUAAUAUAGUGAUAGUUCUUUACCGUAAUAUUUGUGUAAUUUGAUUUCUGGUUGUCAAGUUAAUUGUACAUCACUACAAGGCAGCAAAUUGUGGGUAAAAAUCCACUCUGACACUGGCCAAAGCCUGCAACUCAUUGAUUUGAGUGUCGGUAAAGUCAGUGUGAGACAGCUGACAAAUCCAGAAGCCCACCAACCAAUCAAUCCCAAAAUCAAUGAUUGAGUUUGUCUGAAUUUUUACUUACUAUAUGUCCAACACUGUCAGUUAAAGAAACAAAGAAUUUAAUGAAUUUUAGAAAAUAUAAGGACACGAUGAAGAUGUCAAGAGGUGAAAUCCUUGGACAUUUUUGUGUUUAUCAUUAGUGUAUUGAUCUGAUUAAUUGCAGCUUCGCUGACUCGUGCUUAAUUUCCAAGAAAAUCAAUGACUGGUUUUUCGUAAAUCAGUGUCUCACUAUCGACCCCCGCUUCCUGACUCAUUUUCUCUGCUGCUGGUCUCCUCCUUCUUUUGUGCAGUCCCAGGAGGCACAGGUGCUCCAGGUCCUGGCUGAGAAACGGGAGCAUGAGCGUGAUGUCCUGCUGAGGGCCAUGGAGGAGAACAGCAACUUCAGCCGCAUGGCCGAGGAGAAGCUCCAGCUGAAGAUGGAGCAAAAUGAGGAGAACCGGCUGGCUUACCUGGCAGCCAUGAUGGAGCGCCUGCAGGAGAGGGUGAGAAGCCAGGAAUUUAGCCAUGCUGAAGUCAUAAACCCAUGAAAAAAAUUUAGUUUGACUUUGAACCUUUUGUUUAUUCUGUUGUCUGUGUAAAACAGCGUAAUAAUGCAGAAUAGUAGAUAAUGUCCAAAUACGGUUUUCCAAGCCUCCUCCAAACUGCAGGUUAUUUAAAAAUUCUGGCCAAACCAUAUUUAUAUUAAAUUUCUUUGUUGGUAGACUAAAUCCUGAAAUGAUAAGCAACAGUUUUUUUUACAACACUAAUGUAAAAUGUUGUAAAAUGUACUUUCAAGUCUUUCCUAACACUUCGUUAUGACUAAUUUGAUUAAACAUGUUAUAGACCAAGACAUGCAUAGAGAUUAUCUGGCCUCUGAUGUGCUGCCAUCUCUGCUGACCACAACGCACAUUUGAUUUACUAAUAAUAGUCCACAACAGAACAUUUCUUGCAUGUACAUAUUUUGACUUCCCAACAAGAGGACACGACUAAGCAGGGGCGGAGUCACAGAAUCCUACAAAGUCACUUAUAACUCUCUAAGUCCUUGUGAUACAAAAUCGAAACUAACAUACAAAACCGCAGACAUUUGAAGGAUUUUAUAAAAUUCCCCAGACAAAGCCGGACAGCCCCCCCAAAGAGAGGACAUAUCUGGGUGAAAGAGGAUGUAUGGUCACCCUUCAUUGCUCAUUGCUGCAGCUGCAUUUGUCAACAGAGCUGUCAGUUAUAAACCCACAUCACCUCGCCAAUGUUUUGGCUUCACUUUUAGAGAUCUGUUGCGUCAUCUGUUUUAUCAUACAGUCUCUGGCCCUUACUUUUAAACCUUGACAUUUCUGCAGCAUUUAAAGCUUCAAUUUUACUCAUCCCCAAGUGUAAUGCUUUGUAAUUUGCUGUGCAAAAGUAUGACUUGUGAAAUUCAACUUCAAAUUCUUUCUAUUCAUAUAAAACUGUAUUUUAAGGCCACAUGAGUCAGCAUUUCUUUAGUUACCAUGCCAACAUAGACUGAUGGGCUGAUUCAGUCGGCUACAAAACACUCACUGCAUGCACCUCGAGAUGUAAUAACUUUGUACAGCUAUAAAAGCUACAAAAGAGUACGCUUUUAUGGUGCAACUGACUUAGAUUAAUAAUCUGUUAAGUCUACCAGUUAAAUACUUUUCUUCUAAGGUAAAGCAGUGCUGCUGUGACAAGAAAAAAAGACAGAAUAAGGUUUAUGCAGGAUUGAAAAAAGACUGACAAUGGCUGGUACACCUGCUGAACCUCUGUGAAAAGAGAGUGUAGAAAAGGUUGACAGAGGUACGAUCUUGUGCUUAGAGGGUAGAAGAUAAAGAAAAAUGUGAGUGGGAGGGAGAAGGGCUGGAAGCAGAGAAGAAAAAUUAAGUGGGCUGUCAUGGCAAAGGUCAAAUAAGACAAAUGUUCGAGGCAGCGAGAAACAAAUGUCGUGAAAGCGCUGGCAGCAGAGCGAAAAAAACCAUCAUCAAUCUGUGUUUGUGUUUUCCUCAGGAGAAGCACGCGCAGGAAGUGCGCAGGAACAAGGAGUUGAGAGAAGAAGUGACAGCGUGAGAAGCCCCAACAGGUCUCACAUCCCACCCCCAAACCCCGCCCACCAGCCCACCGCCACCUCCCGACCCUGAGGGACACCCCUCCUACCCACCUUGUCCAACAUAUCCCCACCUCUCCACCCCUUCGCCAUACUCCCCCAUACUACUAUGAAACCACCACCGCCUGAGAUGCCAUCCCAAGACAGUGGGAGGUUCAAAAAGGGACUGGGGGUGGGAAAAAAAAGCAAAAAUAAUUUUAAAAAAAGAAAAGAAAAAUUAAUGUCUCCCACCCACUCUUCCAAAAGAGAAUGUUUUUGCUCCGUUUCAAAUGACAAGAAAAGAAAAAAUCAAAUUGACAAGCGAUAGUGGGUAUUGGUUUUUGUAAAUACUUCUUUUUUUGUUAUAUACAGUAUGAUACAAGCAGCAAAAGUAUUGAUUGCAGUGUGCCAUUUUUCUAUAUAAGUUCCUUCUCCUUGCAUAUACAUGGAUGUAAUGAUUUGUUCAUUUUCAUGUUUUCUAUCGGUUCGUUUAUUUCAGCCUGAUGAUCGUGUCAGGUGUAGGUGUUUGUUGUGAGUUUGCCAGCUAGCUGAUGUUUGCCGUGAUCAACUGCACCCCUCACAAGGCCUGCAUCCUGGCUCAGUUCCCUAAAAUCCUUUCAAGUGGGCACUCUCUCGUUUGACCCCGCAGAUCUGGACACAAAAACCGGGUCUGUGUUCGGUCGGAGUGAUUUUCCAUCCCCUUUUUUUUGCCAAUGUUCCAAUUAGCCUGGAACCUGUGCGGAAAAAUUGGCAGAGGGAAAGAGGACGGUUCGCUUCCUGUGAGGACUGCAGGCCAUCGCUGCGCAUCCAAAUCCUCUGAGGUAGAUGAGGAGAACACUAUAGCAUUUAAUGAGCCCAUUCUUCCUCCAUCUUCCCUCUGUUAGCAACCUCUUAUCUCUCCACAUACAUACUAUACAAGCACUCUCUCACAUGCUCUCCACAUGGGCAGGCAUUUAGCCAAUCAUAGCACAGAGCUCGGUUUGGCGCUCGCUAAAUUCUGUCCAUCUGGCACCGGAAAAAGCUCACAGAACAACUCUAACCAAUGGCGGGGCCUCUCUCUAAAACAAGCUUCCAAUCACAUUUCAGCCACAUCUUACUGUAAUAAAACCACAACUGGGAAUGCAUAAAUACUUCACUCAAAUCAGACAUGUUACUGUGAAUCUAUUAGGGAGAAAACAAAUCCAUCCAUCUUGCUCUGUUUCAAAGAGGCUAGAGUAGUGCUCAACAUCAUCAGCGCCUACUGGAAUCAUCAUAUUUCACUCCACUGUAAACGCAGCUGCAAGGUCAGCACAAGACAGAUAUUGAAGCCAUAACAGGUAUCGCUGCAACAAUGAUCUAUCAGAACAUUAUUGCCAUUUGUAAAGGUGUAUAUGAGUGAAUUAAAGUAUCUGAAUAGGUUGUAACCAGGGGCGAAGAAGGCUGAGGUUGAACCCUGUUGGUGACACACAUGCACAGAGUAGGCCCGUAGAUGUGUGUGAGUGUGUGUGUGUCUGCAUUUUAGAAAGGGGAUGUUUGGUCUAUGUUGUACUGGCCCGGUGAAGUGUAAAUCAUUACAGUGUGUAACAGCUGUCACAAGUUCAUCACAGACAGUGACUGUCAUACAUGCCUCUCUCUCUCUUUCCUCUGUCCAUCUGUGUGUUUUCCCCUCUCCACGUGUAUCUUUGUGAGCAAGCAGUGGUCAAUAAAGAUUUGGGGUUCAGUGAAUGAAAACAGCUUCAGCAGCGUGAC
Molecule: messenger RNA, 14483 nt
Organism: Xyrichtys novacula (pearly razorfish)
Lineage: Eukaryota; Metazoa; Chordata; Actinopteri; Labriformes; Labridae
Source: the annotation of a GenBank genome assembly